AUGCUUCAAUAUGGUUACAAUAUUCAAACAAUCAAUAUUGUUGUUUGGUUUUGUAAAAUUCGCUAUUAUUUUUUCUAUGUUUUUGUUGGUAUACCACGUUAUUUUAUUAUUUUGGCAUCGAUUGAUCGUUAUUUGGCUAGUUCUUCUGAUAUGCACUGGCGUCGAUGGAGUACACCUAAAAUUGCAAUACGAUUGAUUAUUGGCAAUGUUUUAUUUUGGUGUAUAAUAUACAUUCACAUUCCAAUUUUCUAUGAAAUUCAAAAUGGUGAUUGCUCAUUUAGAAAAGGUAUUUAUAGCAUAUUCUUUUGUAUCUAUUUAUUGAUUGAAAGUGGAAUAAUUCCACCAUUGAUGAUGCUUAUUUUUGGACUUCUUACACUCAAUAAUAUUCGACGAAGCAAGAGAAAUAUAAGACCAAUACAAGUAGUUGAUGUUACUGCAUCGUUACAAUUUAAUAGAAUAUCAAAAAAAGAUUUACAACUUUCUAAAAUGUUAUUUAAUCAAAUAUGUCUUUGGAUUAUUUUGAACAUGCUCAAUCCUUGUUAUCUUCUCUAUAGAACAAUGACAAUCAAUGAUACGAAGUCAUCUGUUCGUUUAGCAGUAGAAUUAUUUAUCAAUAAUAUGAGUUAUUCAUCGAUUUAUCUUGAAUUUUCUUUAACAUUUUUUAUUUAUACUUUAUCAUCACCGUUAUUCAGACGUGAAUUGAAGAAGCUAAUGUGCAACAAAUUAUUACAUUGUUUGCCAUUAAAUAUGAUCUGUAGAAAUACUGCAUAG
This is a messenger RNA of Rotaria sp. Silwood1, 771 nucleotides long. NCBI's taxonomy places the organism in Eukaryota, Metazoa, Rotifera, Eurotatoria, Philodinida, Philodinidae. The record is from the annotation of a GenBank genome assembly.